CCCGGUGAAUGUUCCAAAAGACUAGGAAAGAGCAACAAUGAACCGCCAUUAGCUCCCAAGCCGUGUAAUUGUAAUUCCCACCAGAAUUUCGGAUCCUCAUUCGUUGUUUUACUGGUCCUUGUUCUUGUUCCUCCACUCAGUCUUUCCUAUUUUCUAUUACCCAAUUGAACACAAAGCUAUUCCAUUCGUUUUGUCCAGUCCCCGACCCACUAUCUUUGAUCCUUCUCAGAAAUGUCACUGAAACUUCCCUUUCUGAAAAGUGCUUUUCCUACCCAAUUUCCUGCGCUGCUUGUCUAUGAACUUUGAAGUACAUACGUUGUGCAACAUCUAUAUAUAUAUAUAUGUGUAUGUUUGAUCCUGUAAGGAGAUAGUUUAAUAAAAAGGUGAAAGAAAGGUAAUGAUUUUUUUUUCGGUCAAGAAAAAACGGGAAUGAUGGAGAGUUAUUUGCAAGAGUUCGGGGAAGUGAAGGCAAAGCAUUCGUCUGAAGAAACGUUACAGAAAUGGAGGAACCUUUGCAGCGUUGUCAAGAACCCGAAACGAAGGUUUCGCUUCACUGCCAACAUUACCAAGCGUAGCGAGGCUGCUGCUAUGCGCCGUACCAAUCAGGAGAAAUUGAGGAUUGCUGUUUUGGUUUCUAAAGCUGCAUUUCAAUUUAUUCAAGGUGUGCAACCAAGUGACUACGUUGUACCUCAGGAAGUUACAGACGCAGGUUUUCAGAUUUGUGCUGAUGAAUUGGGAUCCAUUGUUGAAGGCCAUGAUGUAAAGAAGCUGACAUUUCAUGGUGGGGUAGCUGGUAUUGCAGAAAAACUCUCCACGUCAGUAAAAGAUGGGCUUAAUACCGAAUCCGAUUUGCAGACUCGCAGACAAGAGAUUUAUGGAAUUAACAAAUUUACAGAGAGUGAACAACGGGGCUUUUGGAUAUUUGUUUGGGAAGCCCUUCAGGAUAUGACUCUUAUGAUCCUCGGAGUAUGUGCUUUCGUGUCUUUGAUAGUUGGGAUAGCAACGGAAGGAUGGCCUAUUGGUGCCCAUGAUGGCCUUGGAAUUGUUGCAAGUAUCUUGUUGGUUGUGCUUGUCACAGCAACAAGUGAUUAUCGCCAAUCGUUACAGUUCAAGGACUUGGACAAGGAGAAAAAGAAGAUUGUCAUCCAAGUUACAAGAAAUGGAUACAGGCAGAAAAUGUCCAUUUAUGAUUUACUACCUGGUGAUAUUGUGCACCUUUCUAUUGGUGACCAAGUGCCUGCAGAUGGGCUAUUUGUUUCAGGGUUUUCUGUGUUAAUUGAUGAAUCAAGUUUAACUGGUGAGAGUGAGCCUAUAAUGGUAACUGCUGAAAACCCCUUUCUUCUUUCUGGUACCAAGGUCCAAGAUGGAUCUGGCAAGAUGAUGGUUACCACGGUUGGGAUGAGAACCCAAUGGGGUAAGUUGAUGGCAACUCUGAGUGAAGGUGGAGAUGAUGAAACACCAUUGCAGGUGAAGUUGAAUGGAGUGGCAACCAUUAUUGGGAAGAUAGGCCUUUUCUUCGCCGUUGUGACUUUUGCAGUAAUGAUGCAAGGAUUGUUUAGUCAUAAACUGUCUGAGGGGACACACUGGAGCUGGACUGGAGAUGAUGCAAGGCAAAUGUUGGAAUUCUUUGCUGUUGCAGUUACAAUUGUUGUUGUUGCUGUCCCAGAAGGGCUGCCACUGGCUGUGACAUUGAGCCUUGCCUUUGCCAUGAAGAAGAUGAUGAACGAUAAAGCACUUGUUCGUCAUCUGGCGGCUUGUGAGACUAUGGGAUCAGCCACAAAUAUUUGCAGUGACAAAACUGGGACACUCACAACCAACCGCAUGACUGUUGUAAAAUCAUGCAUUUGCAUGAAUGUCAAGGAGGUGAGCAAACCCAGUGAAGCAUCUAGCUUGUUCUCUGAUCUACCAGAGUCUGCUAAGAAACUUUUGCUGCAAUCAAUAUUUAAUAACACUGGUGGAGACGUUGUGGUUAACAAAGAGGGAAAGCAUGAGAUAUUGGGAACACCUACAGACACUGCUCUAUUGGAGUUUGGCUUGUCACUUGGUGGAAAUUUCCAAACAGAGAGACAAGCUUCUAAACUUGUUAAAGUUGAGCCAUUCAACUCAACAAAGAAACGGAUGGGGGUAAUCCUGGAGCUUCCUGAGGGAGGUCUGCGAGCACACACCAAAGGUGCCUCAGAAAUAGUUUUGGCCAGCUGCGAAAAGGUGAUCAAUACAAAUGGCGAAAUUGUUCCCCUUGAUGAAGCAUCCAUCAACCAUCUCGAAGUUACUAUUAAGCAAUUUGCUUGUGAGGCCCUUCGAACUCUAUGUCUUGCCUACGUGGAACUAGAAAAUGGGUUCUCUCCUCAGAAUCCUAUUCCUGUUUCUGGUUAUACUUGUAUAGGAAUUGUGGGAAUUAAAGAUCCUGUUCGUCCCGGUGUCAAGGAGUCCGUUGCAAUUUGCCGUUCGGCUGGUAUCACAGUAAGAAUGGUUACAGGAGACAAUAUAAAUACUGCAAAGGCUAUAGCAAGGGAAUGUGGGAUUCUCACUGAUGAUGGCAUAGCCAUUGAAGGCCCAGAGUUCAGGGAGAAGAACCAGGAAGAACUGCUUUCACUCAUUCCUAAAAUUCAGGUGAUGGCUCGAUCCUCACCUCUGGACAAGCAUACACUGGUGAAGCACUUGCGGACCACAUUCGAUGAAGUCGUUGCUGUGACCGGUGAUGGAACAAAUGAUGCCCCAGCACUUCAUGAGGCUGAUAUUGGACUAGCCAUGGGCAUUGCUGGAACUGAGGUGGCUAAAGAGAGUGCUGAUGUUCUAAUCCUGGAUGAUAAUUUCUCCACAAUUGUGACAGUGGCAAAAUGGGGACGUUCAGUUUACAUAAACAUUCAAAAAUUUGUGCAGUUCCAGCUGACAGUUAAUAUAGUUGCUUUGAUUGUUAACUUCUCCUCAGCUUGUUUAACAGGGAGUGCUCCCCUCACAGCUGUUCAGCUGUUGUGGGUCAACAUGAUCAUGGACACACUAGGAGCACUGGCACUUGCAACUGAGCCUCCAAAUGAUGACUUGAUGAAGCGUCCGCCGGUCGGAAAGAGACAGAACUUUAUCACUAAUGUAAUGUGGAGGAAUAUUUUAGGGCAGUCUUUAUAUCAGUUUACAGUGAUAUGGCUUCUUCAGGCAAAAGGAACAGCAAUGUUUGGUCUUGACGGACCAGAUGCUCAUGUGAUCCUCAACACUCUCAUUUUCAACACAUUCGUCUUUUGUCAGGUUUUUAACGAGAUAAGCUCCCGUGAGAUGGAGGAAAUAAAUGUGUUCAAGGGCAUAUUGGAUAACUACGUCUUCGUCGGAGUCCUCAGCUCUACAGUUCUGUUCCAAAUCAUAAUUGUUGAGUUCCUGGGAAAAUUUGCAAGCACAGCACCCCUCACAUUGGCACAAUGGUUCAUCACUGUAUUCGUUGGAUUUUUAGGGAUGCCAAUUGCUGUUGGUCUAAAGAAGAUUCCUGUUUGAACUACAAAAAAGUAGGGGUUGGAUUUUUCUGUUUCUUUGUUAAGGAAAACAAAAAUAUUGAGGGAGUUUAGAAGCCUAAAUUUGGAAACAGAUCUCUUAAAUUCCCCAU
Molecule: messenger RNA, 3589 nt
Organism: Prunus mume (Japanese apricot)
Lineage: Eukaryota; Viridiplantae; Streptophyta; Magnoliopsida; Rosales; Rosaceae
Gene: ACA2
Product: calcium ATPase 2
Biological process (GO): calcium ion transmembrane transport
Cellular component (GO): intracellular membrane-bounded organelle; plasma membrane
Molecular function (GO): ATP binding; P-type calcium transporter activity; ATP hydrolysis activity
Source: RefSeq, a predicted model, not a curated record